Messenger RNA from Cuscuta campestris, 2799 nucleotides. The record is from the annotation of a GenBank genome assembly. Lineage: Eukaryota; Viridiplantae; Streptophyta; Magnoliopsida; Solanales; Convolvulaceae.
CCAAUGUCAAAAGCCCAUCUCAUUAGCCGCCCCCUCCCUUCCUAUUUUGUAGAGGCGCAGAAGCUAGAAGGAGAGUGCCGACUGCUGAGAACGCCGCCGGUAGAGAGGAGGCGCAGAAGCUGGAAGGAGAGUUCCGACUGCUGAGAACGCCGCCGGUAGAGAGGAGGCGCAGAAGCUGGAAGGAGAGUGCCGACUGCUGAGAACGCCGCCGGUAGAGAGGAGGCGCAGAAGCUGGAAGGAGAGUUCCGACUGCUGAGAACGCCGCCGGUAGAGAGGAGGCGCAGAAGCUGGAAGGAGAGUGCCGACUGCUGAGAACGCCGCCGGUAGAGAGGAGGCGCAGAAGCUGGAAGGAGAGUGCCGACCGCUGAGAACGCCGCCGGUAUAGAGACGCCGCCGACGCUGCCGCCAGACACCGCUGCACCCUCCAGGGCCUUUUUUUAUCUCGGCCCAAGCCGUUGAAUUCCUCCUAGCUAAGUCUGUCCGUAGUCCACCACGAAGAGCUUCCGUAAGCUGAGGUGAUUUUGCCACAUUGGCAGUGAACAUCGCCCCUCCAUCCUGCGCGAUCUGCAUGAGAAGAGUCACCGUGGGCACGACCACAAAAUUGGGAAGAGGGGGUGUAAUACUGAAAUUCCUUGCCAAAUUGAACUGAAAGCUGCAUAGAUCAUAGUCACUUAAACUUUACACCCUUCCUUCUAUCACUUUCUACAUCGCCGAUACCAUGGCGGAGCUAGACCCUUCCGCCGCUACGUCAUCGAGCAUAUUCUUUCAGAACAAAUUUCCUCCACCGGACGACACAGUGUUCUUCUCCAUCUUUCCCGACUUUUCUGUACACUCCCCUACUUCCCCUACGAUCAAUUCCGAACUUCAGGCUCUCCACCUUCAGAUCAUCCAGAUCAUAUCUCCUUUCACCUCCAACUACAUAUGGCAACAUGAACCCUUCGAUCUAUGCCUCUCAACUACUUCCCCGCCCCAUCUCGGUGGCAAGGUCCGCUUUGGCGAUAACCUUGAAGAUGAAUGGUUUGUGGUAUUCCUCCUGUUCGAGAUUUCUAGAAACUUCAGGAACCUCUCAAUUCGCGUUUGGGACAGCGAUGGUGAGUUCCUACUCAUUGAAACUGCCUUCCAUCUCCCUCGGUGGCUCAACCCCGACACCGCCAGUAAUCGCGUUUUUAUCCGGUGUGGUGGCCUUCACAUUAUUCCCAAAUCCAUCUUCCCUGACACCCCAAACAUUCAAGACGCUCUUAGGUUUUUAAUAGAAGGAAAGAAGACCAAAGCCCCAGAGCCCGUGCAACUUCAAUUGGUGAAUAGGUUGAAACAGUACCCCCUGAGAGCAGAGAAGAACAUGCAGAGAGUUAGGGUUAGAGUCCCGUUAUCUGUUGCACAAGUGUUGAAGCAUGAGCCGUGCUUAAUUUCACUAGCUGUGGAGGGAUUUUAUGACAGGGAUAUUGAUACAAUGAAGUUUGCGGCUAAGAUGGAGAGGUUUCUAAUGAAUGGAAGUGGGGAAGAACUGGUGCAGGUGGUUGUGAGGAUGUCCAGGGCAAUGUAUGCCCAAUUGGUACAGCAGACCUUCCAAGCCCCUAAAUGCUACCCGCCAUUGCCUCCUAGAACUGACUUGGGAGCAUAUUUGGAGGCUGAGCUGGGGAUGAAGAUUGCAUGUGGAUUUGAGAUGAUGUACCAGUUAAGGAAGAGACAGGGAAUGGAGGGGAAAGGGAGGACAUGGGAGGCUUUCCUAAGAAGUCUGGAAAAGAGUGGGUAUUUUGAAGGGUUGAUGCCAGGGUCCCAGGAGUACAAGAGAUUGAUGCAGAAUGCCGAAGAGUACUACAGGAACAGCUCAUUGCAAGCCAGAACAAGCGAGGUGUUGAGUGUUCCAGUAAGACGCAUAGACGAGAUUCUUGCUCUUCCUCAUUCUGUGGAUGAUUUUAAGAAUCAGCAACUACCACCAUCAGAUGAUGACUCAUGGCUUUAUGGGGGAGAAGAUGAGCUAAAUGCUGUUCUUCAAGAGAGGCAGCAGGAGAUGGAAGACUAUAAUUCAAAGCAGAAAAAGAAACAAAAUUCAAAAGAAAAUCAGGAUAGUUCAGACAAGCUAGAUGAUUACAAUCUUAGGAACAUUUCAGAAUCCAUGCAAGCUUUUGUCAAGAAGAUGUCAAGCUACAAAGGAGCAAAGGUUCCAAAAAGCAGCCUAAGAGAUGUGGACUUUGACGUGGAUCGGUUUAUGCAAGACAUUGGUUCCUUGGCUAGGCAAUCAGACUCAAAAGACAAUGACAGCGAGUGUGAUACUGUAGAACAAUCAAAUUCUGACAUGGAAUUCGAUGAAUCUGAUGAUGAAAGUGAUGCUGAAGAUAAUGACAUGGAAGGGGAUCCUUUUAUGGAGUCCUAUUCACACACUUUAAAUGAGGAACUGAAAGGCACUUCACUUGGUAAAAGCUUUGCUCGAACAGAUGGAAACCAUCUCAAGAAAGAUGAGGGAAUAUCUGGUGCUAGUGCAGAAGGGACGGAGGAGGAAGAGUUGAGGCCCGUGGAUGUGGAUUUAAACCUUGUGAUGAACCUUCUUGAUUCAUUUUCUUCUCAGCAAGGACUUCCCGGUCCAGCUUCCAACUUGAUGGGGCUCAUGGGUCUACGAUUCCCAGAGGAUUCGAAGAGUACUCCUAAAGACAAGUAAGUUAUGUACUUUAGGUCUUGUUUGGUACACGGAAUUCAAACUAUGGAAUUGGAAUUGAGGACUUCAAUUUCAAUUCUGGUGUUUGGUAGCACAAAAAUUAUGUGGAUUUGAAAUUAAUAGUGCAAAAAAUGAAUUGGAAUUGG